Molecule: messenger RNA, 2283 nt
Organism: Carassius carassius (crucian carp)
Lineage: Eukaryota; Metazoa; Chordata; Actinopteri; Cypriniformes; Cyprinidae
Product: cyclic AMP-dependent transcription factor ATF-6 alpha-like
Exons: 16
Coding region: 175-2136 (653 amino acids)
Biological process (GO): regulation of transcription by RNA polymerase II; endoplasmic reticulum unfolded protein response
Cellular component (GO): nucleus
Molecular function (GO): DNA-binding transcription factor activity, RNA polymerase II-specific; RNA polymerase II cis-regulatory region sequence-specific DNA binding
Source: RefSeq, a predicted model, not a curated record
AUGACCCAGUCCGGCACCCGUAGACUUACCGUAAAUCUAGACGUGUACUUGCAGCAUUGUUAUGUAGUUUCAUCAGAAUCGUGAAAAGCGAGUGUUUACAACUCGACUCAGAACUCAGCGAUAGUGUUCCUCAUCCGACUGACCUUUAAUCCUUACUAAUGUGUUCGUGGCAUAAUGUCGUCAGAUUUAAUGUUAGAUUUCGUAAAUCCAUCGAUACUGAAUAAGGAAGCGGGGGAUAUGUCCAUCGAUCAGGAUGGAGAGUGGGAUAUCAGUUUGUUUGAUGAGCUGGAAGAUCUUGGGGAUGCUGAUGAGCUUCUGGACGCUCUGGUGGAAAGUGUAGGCUAUGACAUACCUGUCCCUGACCUGAACUUUGACAUUGAGCCCCCAGCGUGGAACUCCGAUGGCUGGAAAAACGGUAGCCCUCGAUCAGAUGAUGAUAUAACCGUGGACUCGAUGUCACCAAACCACACACUCAGUUCAGUGUCCUCACCAGCGUCAGUGGAGCCCCACUCACCGUGCUCCACACAUGAUGAGGCACUGUCUCCAGUCUCGUGGCAUUCUCAGCCCUCUCCGCUGUCUGUCUGCUCUGACUCAAGUGGCUUUGCUGAGGCACCUGCUGAGACGAAGACUUCCAAGAGGACCAGUCAGUCAAAAGCAAAGCCUCUCCAGCCAGCGAAGAGGCCCAUUCAGUUUAGCCCCAAGGUUUCCAUUCAGCCUAAACCACUUAUUACCGCGGUACCCAUCUCACAUGCUGCGGCCCCCCUUCAGACUAAGACCAUCAUCAUCCAGCCUCUUCGGACUACAGUUCUGCCUGUAGUAAAACCUCCACCGGUCACCAUUCAACAAGCACCCCCUACAGGUCAGCGAAUGCUGCUGUCUCAGCCUACGCGGGUUGUCCAGCUUCAGACGCCUCAGGCAGUGCCCACACAUAUAGUCACAGUGCCAACACUGGCUCAGAACCGAUCCGUCUCUGUUGUUGCACCGGUAACAGCAUCUCCUGUGGUUGCCAUGACACUGCCGAAUUCCACCCCUGAGGAUGAUUCAAGUGCGUCUCGGAGACAGCAGCGCAUGAUAAAGAACAGAGAGUCUGCUUCUCUCUCCCGGAAGAAGAAAAAGGAGUAUUUGUUGACGCUGGAGGCCCGUUUGAAGGCGGCGCUGUCAGAGAACGAGAAGCUGAAGAAUGAAAAUGGCACAUUGAAAAGACAAGUUGAAGGCCUGAUGAGUGAGAACUCUGUGUUGAAAGCAACUGCGCCAAAACGGAGAGCUGUGUGUCUUAUGGCAGUCAUGGUCUUCCUGGUCUUUAAUUUGGGUCCAAUGAGUCUGCUUGAAGGAGACAGAGGGUCUACAUUUCCUGCUGCCCCUGCGUUCAGUGGUAGACACCUGCUGGGCUUUUCCCCAGAGUCGGAGAGAAACUUGGAGACAGACAGUUCUCAGACUGAUCCCUUUAACCCUGUGAACAGGUUAGAGGAUGUGGUAUCGGAGCAGAAGGCACUGAUGGUGGGGAAGGAUCCUCUGUAUUUCAGAACUCCUCCACCCUGCCAGCCACCUGUCAACCGGACCAAGUGCAUGAAGAUAGCGCAUGAGCUGAGGGGCUGGGUACAUCGUCACGAGGUUGAACAGACCAAAACUCGGCGCAUGAGCAACAGUCAACACAGAGGCAGAACCAUCCUGAAAGCAGCUGAUAAACGGUAUGAGGUACCACAGAUCAUGACACAGAUCCAGUACACGGAUUCCUCUGAAAAGACUCCCAGCAGCGAGCUGCAGGUGUAUUACGCCCCUCACCGCACCUACAAUGACUUCUUUGAUGAACUCCACAGAAGAGGGGACACAUUCUACGUGAUCUCUUUCCGCCGGGAUCACCUCCUUCUUCCCGCCACCAACCACAACAAAGGCAGCCGCCCUAAGAUGUCUGUGGUUCUGCCAGCUAUGAAUUACAAUGAGAGCAUCAUUAAAGACAAAGAGUUUGAGUUGAUGAUGCAGAUCGACUGUGAGGUCAUGGAUACCAGGAUACUCCAAAUCAAGUCGUCUACCAUUCCACCCAUCUUGCUGGUCAAUCAGAGAGACUCUAUAUAUCACGCGGCCCCCAACAACAACCAGCCUGCGGCCCCCGUCGGUGUCCUCAUGGGGUCAUCCUAGUCUCAGCUAUCUAGCUUAUCAAUCUCGUUUUGUUGUGAAUUACCUGUUUUUUCACCAUCAUCUAGUUUGUUACAUAAUUAGCAUUUUGUGUUCAUUUUUGUGUCUCUUCUCUUCCUCAAGUGGCCAACCAGGGUCUUAGUAAUCAAU